Malassezia globosa CBS 7966 is the source of this 2304-nucleotide messenger RNA. RefSeq lists its product as uncharacterized. The coding region runs from base 1 to 2304 and encodes 767 amino acids. Gene Ontology annotation, molecular function: zinc ion binding; 5-methyltetrahydropteroyltriglutamate-homocysteine S-methyltransferase activity. The record is from RefSeq and is a predicted model, not a curated record. The transcript has a single exon. Lineage: Eukaryota; Fungi; Basidiomycota; Malasseziomycetes; Malasseziales; Malasseziaceae.
AUGCCCAGUACCUCUGCCGUUCUUGGUUUUCCCCGCAUUGGCCCACAGCGUGAGGUGAAGAAAGCGCUCGAGGCUUAUUGGGGCGACAAAACCUCUGCUGAGGAUCUCCUUAAAGUCGCCAAGGAGCAACGUCUUAACACAUAUGCGACGAUUAAGUCGCAGGGUGUCGACUUUGUGCCAACUGGUACAUUCUCGCUCUAUGACCACGUCCUCGAUACCUCGAACACUUUUGGUAUUAUUCCGGAAGCGUACGCGAAGUCUGGCCUCUCUCCGCUGGACACGUACUUUGCCAUGGCCCGCGGCCAUCAAAAGAAUGGCGUCGACCUCCCAGCUACGGAGAUGAAGAAGUGGUUUGAUUCAAACUACCACUACCUCGUACCUGAAUUCUCGGACAAGUCGGAGUUUAAGCUGAACGACACCAAGCCUGUGGAUGAUUUCGUGGAAGCUAAGGAAGCCGGGUAUGCUCCUCGCCCAGUUAUCCUGGGCCCGAUCACCCUUCUUUGGCUCGGCAAAGUCUCGAAAGAGGCCCAGGACCCUAACUUCGACCGCUUUACUCUUCUCUCGAAGCUCAACCAAGCGUAUGUUCAGUUGCUCGAGAAGCUUGCAGCUGCAGGUGCCACAUGGGUCCAAGUGGACGAGCCUAUUCUUGUCACCGACAAGGCCAAAGAACUCAGCAACGAGUUCAAGGAAACUUACGAACUGUUCCACAAGAGUGUGCCCAGUUUGAGCAUUCUUAUUGCCACAUACUUCGGUCGCCUCGAGGACAACAUUGACUUUGUGAAAGAGCUGCCCAUCGCUGGUCUUCAUAUCGACCUCGACCGUGCUCCGGAGCAGCUGGAGCCAGUUUUGUCCGCGAUCUCCUCUACCAAGAUCGGUCUUUCUCUUGGUCUUGUUUCAGGCCGUAAUAUUUGGAAGACAGACCUGGCUGCUGCGCUCAAGCUUGCCCAGAAGGCUGUGGAUAGCAUCGGUGCUGACCGUGUUCAGGUGGCUACAUCGUCAUCUCUUCUUCACACUCCAAUUACAACCGCUAAUGAGAAGAAGCUAAAGCCUGAAGUGCUCGACUGGUUCUCAUUCGCCACGGAAAAGUGUGGUGAGGUUGCCACCAUUGGCCUUGCUCUUCAGAACUCGAGUGCUGCUUCAGAAAAGCUUGAGGCGAAUGCGAAGAGCAUUGCCGCUCGUCGUGACUUUGAGAAGAACUCUGACCCCGCUGUUCGUGAGCGCGUGUCGAACGUAAAGCCUGAAGACUUUAACCGCAAGUCUCCGUUCUCUCAGCGUCGCGAGGUGCAGCGCCAGUUCCUUAAGCUUCCUCCCUUCCCAACGACAACGAUUGGUUCAUUCCCCCAGACGAAGGAGAUUCGCCAGUACCGUGCUCGUUUCUCAAAGGGCGAGAUCACUCAGGAGGAGUACGAAAAGUUCCUAGAGAGCGAGAUCAAAUCUGUGGUUGAGAAGCAGGAGGCCUUGGGUCUUGACGUGCUUGUUCACGGUGAGCCAGAGCGCAAUGAUAUGGUUCAGUACUUCGGCGAGCAGCUUGACGGUUUCGUCUUCACCCAAAAUGCAUGGGUCCAAAGCUUUGGCUCUCGUUACGUCCGCCCUCCGAUUGUUGUGUCGGAUGUGUCACGCCCGAACCCUAUGACUGUGCGCUGGUCAUCUUACGCCCAGAGCCUUACUCAGAAGAUCAUGAAGGGUAUGCUCACAGGCCCUGUGACUAUCUUGAACUGGUCGUUCCCACGUGUCGACAUUGGACGUGAUGUACAGGCCUUCCAGAUUGCUCUUGCUCUCCGCGACGAGGUGAUCGACCUUGAAAAGGCCGGCAUUCGUGCUGUCCAAGUUGAUGAGCCUGCUAUUCGUGAGGGUCUUCCGCUCCGUCGCAAGGAGUGGGAUACCUAUCUUAAGUGGGCUGUCGACUCAUUCCGUCUUGCUGUUGGCGGUGCCUCCAAUGGCAUGAACACAGCCAGCCAUUUCUGCUACUCGGACUUCAACGAUAUCAUGGACUCAGUCAUUGCGCUUGACGCUGAUAUGAUCUCGAUCGAGAACUCAAAGAGUGAUGCCAAGCUGCUCAAGAUCUUCCAAUCUACUAAGUACCCUAACGAGAUUGGUCCUGGUGUGUUUGACAUUCACUCGCCGCGUGUUCCGUCCAUCGAAGAGAUGACCCAACGCAUCAAGGAGAUGAUCCAGUUCAUUGACCCUAAGCUGCUUUGGGUGAACCCAGACUGUGGUCUCAAGACGCGUACUUGGGAUGAGUGCACUGCACAGCUCAAGGCCAUGGUGGCCGCUGCCCAAGAGGCACGCAAGAUGUUUGUUUAA